CGCGCGGCGCGCAGGGAGCUGAGUGGACCGCUCGGGCGCGCGGCGCGUGCGGCAGCUCCGGAGAGCGGCGAGCUGGCCGCGCAAGGCUGCGUUUCCAGGAGGAGCUGCGAGCGCGGUGCCGGCUCCCAGCAAGAUGCUCAAGGUGUCAGCCGUACUGUGUGUGUGUGCGGCCGCUUGGUGCAGUCAGGCUCUCGCGGCGGCCGCGGCGGGGGCUGCGGCCGGGGGGCGGUCGGACGGCGGUAAUUUUCUGGAUGAUAAACAAUGGCUCACCACGAUCUCUCAGUACGACAAGGAAGUCGGACAGUGGAACAAAUUCCGAGACGAAGUAGAGGAUGAUUAUUUCCGCGCUUGGAGUCCCGGAAAACCCUUCGAUCAGGCUUUAGAUCCAGCGACAGAUCCAUGCUUAAAGAUGAAAUGUAGUCGCCAUAAAGUAUGCAUUGCUCAAGAUUCUCAGACUGCAGUCUGCAUCAGUCACCGGCGGAUUCCGCACAGUAUGAAAGAAAUAGGAGUAGGCCGUAAGCAAUGGAGGAGUCCCAUGUCAUCCACCUGCAAGCAGUGCCCAGUGGUCUACACCAGCCUGGUUUGUGGUUCAGACGGCCAUACCUACUCUUCUCAGUGCAAGCUAGAAUAUCAGGCAUGUGUCUUAGGAAAACAGAUUUCUGUCAAAUGUGAAGGACGUUGCCCAUGUCCCUCAGAUAAGUCCACAAGUACAAGCAGAAAUGUUAAGAGAGCAUGUAGUGACCUGGAGUUCAGGGAAGUGGCAAACAGAUUGCGGGACUGGUUCAAAGCCCUUCAUGAGAGUGGACGCCAGAUCAAGAAGACAAAGGCGUUGCUGAGACCUGAGAGAAGCAGAUUUGAUACUAGUAUUUUGCCAAUUUGCAAAGAUUCACUUGGCUGGAUGUUUAACAGACUUGAUACAAACUAUGAUCUGCUGCUGGACCAGUCAGAGCUGGGAAGCAUUUACCUUGAUAAGAAUGAACAGUGUACCAAGGCAUUCUUCAAUUCCUGUGACACAUACAAGGACAGCUUGAUAUCGAACAAUGAAUGGUGCUACUGUUUCCAGAGACAGCAAGACCCGCCUUGCCAGACGGAGCUCAGCAAUAUUCAGAAGCGGCAAGGGGUGAAGAUGCUCCUGGGUCUGUACAUCCCACUGUGUGAUGAAGAUGGGUAUUAUAAACCAACGCAGUGCCACGGCAGUGUGGGGCAGUGCUGGUGCGUGGACAGAUAUGGAAAUGAAGUCACGGGAUCUAGAACGAACGGUGUUGCAGACUGUGCUAUAGAUUUCGAGAUCUCUGGGGAUUUUGCAAGUGGAGAUUUCCAUGAAUGGACUGAUGAUGAGGAUGAAGAACACGACAUUAUGAAUGACGAAGAUGAAAUUAAAGACGAUGAUGAAGAUGAAGGGGAUGAUGAUGAUGGUGGUGAUGACCAGGAUGGAUAUAUUUGAUUGGUGGAAGCUGAGAUGAAUAAAUACUACAUUUCUAAUAUUUACAAAGUGAUAGCUUAUUGAGAAUUACCUUCUUGCCCAAAAUACAGUGGUUCUAAACCUCACGUAUAUUUUGGAUAAUUAUUUCAAAUAUUGCAGCUAAAGUCAUAGAACUUUAUGUUUGAAUAAGAAUCAUUUACUUGGAGUUUUUUUAUGGCUUAUAGAAAAAGAAAACACGUAUUGAGUUCAGGCAGAAAAAAAAGUUACGAAGAGCUAUUAACAAACAAAUUUUCAUAAGAACUUUUUUUAGAUCCUCCACAAGCAAUGAUAAUCCAUUUCUUGGACUGUAUGUAUUAUUUUAUUGAGAGAUAUUCUAAGUUAAAUUUACAUUAA
Molecule: messenger RNA, 1816 nt
Organism: Trichechus manatus latirostris (Florida manatee)
Lineage: Eukaryota; Metazoa; Chordata; Mammalia; Sirenia; Trichechidae
Gene: SPOCK3
Product: SPARC (osteonectin), cwcv and kazal like domains proteoglycan 3
Exons: 12
Coding region: 134-1444 (436 amino acids)
Biological process (GO): anatomical structure development
Molecular function (GO): collagen binding; protein binding; extracellular matrix binding
Source: RefSeq, a predicted model, not a curated record